Molecule: messenger RNA, 9937 nt
Organism: Myiozetetes cayanensis
Lineage: Eukaryota; Metazoa; Chordata; Aves; Passeriformes; Tyrannidae
Gene: NIN
Product: ninein
Biological process (GO): centrosome-templated microtubule nucleation; microtubule anchoring at centrosome; centrosome localization
Cellular component (GO): mitotic spindle pole; pericentriolar material; centriole
Molecular function (GO): calcium ion binding
Source: RefSeq, a predicted model, not a curated record
UCAUAACAGCAGUUGUUUUGUCAUCGGCAAAGCCCUCGCUGUCACCAGGGUGGCAGACGGCAUCUGCUGUCUGGUCACCAACCGUGGGCCCCUCAUCCUUGGCGCAUCCCUGCAAGGAUGGAGCCGGGGCGGUGAGCCUGGGAAGCCCGAAUCCACAGCCUGGGAGGUUCCAGCGCUGGGUGCACCGCGAUUCUGCCGCGUGAGCGUGGCAGGCUAUGGGAUGGAUGAAGCUGAGCAGGACCAGUAUGAAGCUCGGCUCAAGGAGCUCUUCGACAGCUUUGACAGCACGGGCACGGGGUCCCUGGGGCAGGAGGAGCUCACUGACCUCUGCCACAUGCUGCACCUGGAGGAGGUGGCCCCAGCACUGCAGCAGACCCUCCUCCAAGGAAACCUCCUAGGCAGGGUCCACUUUGAUCAGUUUAAAGAAGCACUUAUCCUCAUCUUAUCCAGAACCCUGUCAAAUGAAGAGCACUUCCAAGAACCAGAUUCCUCCCCGGAAGCGCAGCCCAAGUACAUCAAAGGUGGCAAACGCUACGGGCGGCGUUCCCUGCCAGAGUUCCAGGAGUCCGUGGAGGACUUUGCCGAGGUGACCGUCAUCGAGCCCCUGAGCGAGGAGGCACAUCCCACACACAUCCCCUCCGGCGAGCAGCGCUGGAAGACGCGGGACAGCGAGGAGUACGAGGCCGAGGGACAGCUGCGCUUCUGGAACCCGGAUGACCUGAACGCCUCCCCUGGCACCUCUCCCAGCCCGGACUGGAUAGAGGAGAAGCUGCAGGAGGUCUGUGAGCACCUGGGGAUCACCAGGGAUGGCCACCUGAACAGGAAGAAGCUGGUUUCCAUCUGUGAGCAGUACGGGUUGCACACGGUGGCUGGGGAGGUGCUUGAAGAGGUGCUCCACAACCUGGAGCAAGAUGGGACCAUGAGUGUGGAGGAUUUCUUUUAUGGGCUGAUUAAAAACGGGAAGUCGCUGACACCCUCGGCGUCCACUCCGUACCGACAGCUGAAACGGCACCUCUCCAUGCAGUCCUUCGACGAGAGCGGGCGCCGCACGACCACCCCCUCGGCCAUGCCCAGCACCAUCGGCUUCUCCCUCUUCUCCAACCUGGAUGACGGGAUGGGAUACGGCUGCGUGGAGGGGGUCCUCGACUGCUGGCACCAGGAGGGCAUAGAGAACAGCCAGGAGAUCCUGAAGGCUUUGGACUUCAGCUUGGAUGGGAAGGUGAACCUGACGGAGCUGACGCUGGCACUGGAGAACGAACUCCUGAUCACCAAGAAUGGGGUCCACCAGGCAGCUCUGGCGAGCUUCAAGACGGAGAUCAGGCACCUCCUGGAGAGGUUUGACCAAGUGGCCAGGGAGAAGGAGAAGCUGCGUUCGGACUUGGAGAAGGCCGAGAAGCUGAAAUCCCUGAUGGCCUCGGAAGUGGACGAUCACCACGCCGCGAUCGAGCGCCGCAACGAGUACAACCUCAGGAAGCUGGACGAGGAGUACAAGGAGCGAAUCGUGGCUCUCAAGAAUGAGCUGCGCAGAGAGCGGGAGCAGAUCCUGCAGCAGGCCAGCAAACAGAGGCUGGAGCUGGAGCAGGAGAUUGAAAAGCUGAAGACGGAUGAGAAUUACAUCCGAGACCGCCUGACCCUGGCCCUGAAGGAAAACAGCCGCCUGGAGAGCGAGCUACUGGAAACGGGAGAAAAACUGGCCGAGUGUGAAAGUUUGGCAAGCAAGCUGCAGAGGAACUUGGAAAACGUCCUGGCUGAGAAGUUUGGUGACCUGGAUCCCACCAGUGCAGAGUUUUUCCUGCAGGAGGAGAGACUGGCCCAGAUCAAGAGCGAGUACGAGCAGCAGUGCAGAGAGCUGCAGGACCAGAUUGAUGAGCUGCACUCGGAGCUGGAGGAGUACCGGGCCCAGGGCAAAGUGCUCAGGCCUUCCCUGAAAAAUUCCCUGUCGGAGGAGUUUGAGAUCGACAUGAAGAGUCACGGCAACAGCGGGAUUGAGCCUGACCAAGGACUCGGUUCAGAAGACUGUAACCCGUUAAAUAUGAGCAUAGAGGCAGAAAUGGCUAUUGAGCAAAUGAAGGAGCAACAUCACAGGGAUCUCUAUCACCUCAAACAGGAGCUUGAAGACACGGUGAGCCAUUAUGAAAAGCAGCUGGACGAGACAAAAGCCCACUGGGAGAAGGAGCAAGAGGACCUGAGGAAGAAGCACUCCCAAGAGAUGAAUGCCAUGGAAAAGCAGAUCACUGGCCUCAAAACUCAGAUAGCAGAGCUGCAGGGAGAGGCAGCAGCGCUCAGGGAGCAGCAGGAGGAGCUCGACCGCAAACACAGCGACGAGAAGAACAAACUGCAGAUGCGCUUCGAGGAGGAAAAGGCCAACCUGCAGGAGCUGCUGAGGCAGGAGCACGAGGAGGACGUCAGAGCCAGGCUGGAGCAGCUGAACGAGAAGUUCAGCCAGGAGCGGGAAGAGCUGAUCCAAAACGGCGUCUGGGCGGAGGAGAAGACGCGAGUCCUGGUGCGGACGCUGCAGGAGGAGAAGGGGGAGCUGGAGCGCGGCUUCCACGAGCAGCUGAAGAGGCUGGCAGAGGUGCACGCCCUGGAGAAGGAAGAGCUGCAGCAGGAGCUGCUGAGGAAGCACGAGCAGCAGCUGGAGGAGGAGAGGAAUAAAAUGGCAAGUGACUAUAACAGAAGAGCCUCUCAUGCACAAAGCCAGUUUUCAGUGGACACACAAACACUUGUGAGCAAAUAUGAAGAAACCCUGCAGAGCCUGGAAGGUCGGUACCAGCGGGAGCUGCGUGAACUUGCCGAGCAGCGGAGGGAGGAGAAAUCCCAGUGGGAGUUCGAGAGGGAUGAAAUCGCUCAGGAGGCGGCUGAAGCCCACGAGCACCUGAAGGAAAGCCUGGCAAAGGAGAAGGCUGUUUCUUCUGCCCUGAGCCAGGAGAGGGAUCUGCUGGAGAAGAACUUCAAGGAGGAGGUGAACAAGCUGGUGUGCGAGAGGGAGCAGCUGGAGAAGGAGCUGCGAGACCUGAGGAGCGCUGCCGAGGAGCAGGAGGAAAAACUGAGUGGGAAAAUAGCCCAGCUCCAAAACGACCAUGAAAAAGAGCUAAGGGACAAAGAUGAGUUAAUAUCCAUGGUGGAGGAAAAUGGCAAGCUGGUUAGGCAGAAGCUGGAGAGACUGGACAGUGAGUAUAAGCAGGAGAAAGAGGAGCUCAACUCCAGACUUCUUGCUCUGGAGAGUUUAAACAAAGACAUUUGUGCAAGGGCAGAGACAGAAAAGGCAGAGAUGAGCUUGGAAAUCUCAGCCCUUCGAGGGAAAAUCCAGAAACUGCAGUGGGAGGCGCGUGGCUUUUCCGCCCUGCGGAGCCACUACAGGGCCCUGGAGAGCAAGUACGCAAAAGCCAAGAGCAAAAUUGCUUCUUGCCCUGGUACAGCAGCUCUGGGGGAUGAUGCAGAAGUUCUCCAAAACCUGCAGAAGGUGCACGAGCAGGCUGUGAAGGAGAAUGUCAGGAUGGCUGCCCAGAUCCUCAGACUGCGGCACCGGCUCCGAGCUGCGGAGCGGGAACGACCUCCCAGUCCCGGCUGCUCCGACUCUGGCUCAGAACCAGAGGGAACAGAUCCCAGUUUUGAAGGGUUGCCCAGUGAUUGUCAAGAUGCAGAGAAGGGAAUGGAUUCCAAUGUCCUUCUGCCUUUGGAGGGUGAUAGUACAGACCUGGAAGAUCUGACGGAGGUGGAUUCAGAUUUGGAGGAAGGACGUGCGAAAGCCGGAGCAGGUGACAACUCACUCAGGGCACAGGGGUGUUGGAUACAAGGAAGUGAAGCAGCUCAGGAUGCUGAUGGCAAUGAGGAUUGUGACAGGGACCGAGAGCUGCCUUCAUGGGUGCCUCUGCUGCCAAAACAGAGGGAUCUCGAGAAAGUUCCCAGAGCAAAAAUGCUGCCCAACGAUGUUAAACUGCAGAAGGUUCCUCUGCUAAAUGGCAGAAUAGCUCCCAAAAAUAAAGGAUUUGUUUCUGAUGCUUUGAAGCUGCAGGUUGAGCUUGAAAAGGCUGAAGAACUGAGUGAAGCCUCUUCCCUGUCGGAUCACGCUCCUGGAUCAACAAAUGGUGACCUGAAGAGUGUUAUAGCUCAGCUUUGGGAAAGGGUCGAAGAGUUGGAAGACAGAUCCAUGGCACAGGCUGAGCUUCUGUCACUACAGGAAGAAAUUCAGGUGGAAAACGAGGAUCUGAAAGCUGAAAUGAUACAGUUAAUUGAAAGGAAUAAAGUGCUAGAAGACAACCUGCAAAGGCUGAGAAGCCUUCAUUGCAGACGGGAAGAAAGUGAGCUGGAAAGCAUCAAGUUCAAGGAGGAAAACACAGAGCUCCUCCAAAACAUCACGGAACUGGAAGGUGUCCAAGAACAAAGCCCUCAAGGAAGCACAGAUCUGCACAGUGACACAGGAGAUGGGAAGCAGGAAGAACAUCCCCCAGCGUUCCCAGGUCAGCGAGACGAUUCCCGAAGCAACGGCGCGGCGAGAGGAGCGUUGGCGGAAAAGAGGGAGCCACGGGAGCCCGACCAGGAGGAGAGAGCGGCUGCUCUGGGUGUCCCAAACUGCGAGGGCGAGGAGAGGAGCGUGGUGACGCAGGGCCUGCAGAGCACGUGCACUGAACUGCAGCAGAAGGUCGAUCUCCUGAGGUGCGAGGCCGAGAAGCUCCGGGAAGAAAACGCCGUCCUGAAAAACGAAGUGACUUUGUUGAACGAGGAAGGAAGCGCUUCCAGCCUGAAACUGAGGGAGCUCAACGGAUCCAGGGAGGAAAUGAGGCAAAAGAUAGAGGCCGUGAGGAAGGAGAAAGUGGCUGUACAGAAGAUGGUUGAGAACCUGAAAAAGCAGGUGGCAGAUCUGAAGACCAGGAACCAACAGCUGGACUCUGAAAAUACAGAACUGAGCCAGAGGAACUCCAAAAAUCAAGCAGAUGUGCAGGAUCUUAAUCAGCAGCUGGCAAGGGUGCUGGAGCAAAAGGAGAGGGAGGAGGGAAAGUGUACCCUGGAAGAAUGGGAAAAGGAGAGACUGGUACUGAAACAGGAACUGGAAAACUCCAAAAUAAAGUCCUCAAAUCUGGUGUCGUCUUUGGAGAUGGAGGUGUCCAAGAUGAAGGUUCAGGCUCAUCUGAUGGAGCAGGAGAACCACAUCCUCAAGCAGGAGCUGGAGAAGACAAAACAGCUGCCCAGGUGCCCUGAUCUCUCUGACCUCCAAAAUGAAGUUUCGAACUUAAUGACGAAAAAUGAGAAGCUGCAGAAGGAGAAGGAAGCCCUGAGUGAGGAACUGAACAGAUGUAUUGAUAAGGUGGCUCAGGUCAGCUGCUUGGAGAGUGCAGUUGGCAGCUUGAAGCAGGAGCAGAAAUCCUGGGAGCAGCAGAGUCAGGCACUGAAAGCACAGCUCACCAUCUCCCAGGAAAAGGUGCAGAGCCUCGAUGAAACCCUGCAGAGCACCAACCUCCAAGUGUCCCGCCUGAAAUCCGACCUGCGGGUGACGCAGCAGGAGAAGGAAGCCCUGGAACAAGAGGUGGUGUCGCUGCACAAGCAACUGCAGAGCACCAGCGAAAAGAACCGGGUUCUGGAAGGGGCUGUGCCUUCCCCAGGGCUGCAGGACCAGCGGGGGCCGAUGCGCUGGGAGGAACCGGAGGAGCAGCCGAUGGAUCGGGAGCAGGGCCUGCUCAGGCAGGAGAACGAGAGGCUGCAGAGGGAAGUGCAGAGCACUAAAACAGACCUGGCUCACUCCAGGGAGAAGAUCCGACAGCUGGAAUCCACAAUCCUUUCCCUAAAGCACCAAAAGCACCAAAGCCAGUCAGGCAUCGUCAAAGCCAUAGAGCAGGAGAAACUGAGCCUGAAGAGGGAGUGUGAACAGCUGCAGAAGGAGCUGUCAUCUGCAAACAGGAAGAUCAGUCAGAUGAAUUCUCUUGAACGUGAACUGGAGACCAGCUCAGAAAAUGAAGGGCUAAGGAAAAAGCAAGUCAAGCUGGAUGAUCAGUUAAUGGAGAUGCUCCACUCCAGCUCCAGCGGGACGCGUAGCCAGAGCCCGCACUCCUGGGAGCUCCAGCAGCCGGGCUGUGCCGUGGUGCCCAGGGAGCAGUUCCUGCAGCUCCAGCAGCAGCUGCUCCAGGCGGAGAGGAGGAGUCAGCGCCUUCAGGAGGAGCUCGAGGCUCGGCCCUCGGACACGAACGUGCAGCAGGGGGGUCAUGAGCAGCUCCUAAAAAUGAUGGAAGAGCGCAUGGUGGAUGUGGAACAGAAACUGAGGCUUGUAAAGAGGCUUCUCCAAGAUAAAGUGAAUCAGCUGAAAGAACAACUCUCCAAGAACACCAAAGCGGACGCGAUGGUGAAGGAUCUGUACGUGGAGAACGCGCAGCUCCUCAAGGCUCUGGAGGCCACGGAGCAGCGGCAGAAAUCCGCCGAGAGGAAGAACUACCUGCUGGAAGAGAAGAUCGCCAACCUCAACAGGAUAGUGAGGAACUUGGCGUCCCCUUCCUUCAGCUCAGAGAUCAGGUCGUAGCAAAGCCACCCCGGGGUGUGCCAGGCCCGAGCACUUUACUGGAACGCUGAUAUUUCAGCUCCUCACUGCGUUGCCUUUUCCUUAUUUUUUUAUUUUUUAUGGGGGAAUUUUGGUGAGCACAGAGCUAAUUCCCAAACAAGAGUUUUGUUUCUCCCCCGAAUUGUCCCUCUGCUAAAAGUAAUGUUCGCUACAGGAAAAAAACAGACCUGGUUUUUUUUUUUUCUGGGUUAAAUUAUUUUGAUGCCUUGGGUUUCACGUCAAAUCUAAAUUCUGAAUAUCCUGUACUGUUGAAGACUGACCUGUCAGUAUUUCUAGGUUUUGGAGCGUGAAUUAUCAUUCCCAGAAUCCACGUGGAAGCCGAGGCCUAAAAGCAAAUUUACGUCCCUGAAUUCAAAGCUUUAAAAUAUUUUUGGGCUUCCUAAAACACUUCUGAAGUGCUGGAAGGUUGGGCUUCGACUGACCAGUCAGCUGAAAUAUAAAUGUCAGUAGAAAUGUUACUGAAGGCAAGGCUUUCCUGGGAUGGUCUGUGUCCUACAAACUGAUCCUGGGUUAUUCUUUGUGGCUUUUUCUGUGCAGAGCUCAGAAAAAAAAAAAAAAAAAAAAACAAAACCACACGUUUAUUUAAAAUAUAUAACAAGGCUGCUGCCUCCCACUAAGUGUAAUGGUAUUUCAUGUGAAGAAACUUCCCAGCUGGCAAAUAAAGACUAUUUAUAUUUUUGAUUUUUUUUUUUUUAAAGCUGUGCUGCCAGACGACUUAUGAAGCUGUAGAGGCCUUAAUUUUUUUUGUGUGGGGAAAUAAAUUGUAUUAAACACAGGAAGAGCCACUCAACGGAAGCGAAGAUGGGAGUUUUGUUUGUACAAUUUGUAAAUUAUCACAUGCAAUUUGUAAAUGCAGUAGAGCAGUGCAGUGUGUUUGUUAAACAGCUGGCAGAAAGAGUGGAAAGGGGCACUGGGAUGAUUUUGUCAGGGGAAUCCUGGCGCUGGAAUCCUCACAGGCACGGAGCUUUGCUUUUGUUUCGACCUAAGGGAUGAUUUGUAGUAGAUCCUAGAGCAGAAUUUAAGUCUGUGAUUAACUGCAGUUAACUGUGUGAAGAGACAUAUUCAAUGUGAAUACGACGAACUCAGGGAAUAACAGCCUAAAUUAACUUCCUUCAGCGUUGUAAAUGUGGAUAUAAAUGUCAGUAGAAGAAGAUAAACACGUGUUAGGAAAAGCAGGAUAAACCAAAUUGUAUUUAGGUAUUACCUUAGUCCUCCUCAACCAAGAGAGGAGCAUCAAGGCUUGGAAUGAGAGGGGAUCCCUCCUUUGGGAUCAGCGGGAGGGGCUGGGAGAACGCAAGAUUUUUGGGAACAGCUUCAAGCCAGCCCAGUAAGACACCACUGAGCACUGUAAAUCAAACUGGGGCCACACUGGCAAUGCUUGGAACUGGACCUCUUGAAACAGCUGGUUGAGAGCACAGAGGGAGGGGUGUUUUGUCUCAGAGGCCACCAGCAAGGUUGAUAAUUCAGUCACGAGCCAGAAGUCCCCCAGAAAAUGGGAUAACAACACUGCCUACAAGCUGUGGAGGAACCUCUGGAAAAGGAGUUUUUCUUGGUGCUGGUUAGCACGUGGCUGUAGAGGAUGCUCUCUGUGGCUGUGGGGUUACUUACUAAUUUUGGAGUGUUGAUGGACCUUCUCCUCCUCCUCCUCCUCCUCCACUGCUGGCAACACAGUGGAAAUGGAAAUAUAAUCAUGGAAGAACAAACAUCAUGUUGGAGCAUCACACAGUCCCUAUAAAUUACUUCACUGCUGUGCUUUCCUUAAUGUCUGGAGUGGGGAUUUCUCCAGGUCACCUGAAAAACAAGGAUUUACGGGUUUUUCAGAGUCCGCAAAAUUAUCUCCCCGAAUUGGAAACGCGGCAAAUCGAUCUGAAAUUAGCAAAGCUCCCAAAUAUUCCCAGGAAACAAAGGAAAUGAGGUUCAGAACUGUAUUUGGGAAUUAGCUAGCACUAAUUUAGUACUAAUUAUUUUAACCCUGCUUCAUACCUUGGCCUUGGUUUACUUCUCUCUGUGACCAGGGUGUGAAGAGAGAGAAUAUUUCACUGAAGUUGUGCUGCAACUCAUUUCACAUGACUCAACUUUAAAGGCUCCACUGCUUAACUAAUUCUUUUAGUCUCCUGGGAGUUCUUACCAGGCUUUUACAAACCAAACACGCAGGCAUUGCAAGAGCACAGCACCAAAAGGGGAGCCCAGGUGCUGGAAGGGAAGGGAGAAACAGAGAAAAGGGGCUUUUUGGCUUCUCCCUUUCCCCCCUGUCCUACCUUACUCUGCUUUUAUUUCAUUUAGAUGCAAUAAAAACCCAAAACCAACCUAAGCAGAGGAGAGAGGAGGAGGAGGAGGAAAACGUCCUAGUGGUAAAUAUUUUUGAGGCAAAACUCCACUUCCGCUGGUGCAUGUGUGUGAAUUAACCCUCAGAAGUGCCUUUUGCCAUUCCACGUUUUUAGAGCCUUUCUCUGCUGUGCUGGGCUUGUUGCUCCAGGCCAAUUCAGGGCAAUCCCUUCCCAGAGGAGGGAUCCCAGAGAAAGGCAGCGCUGCUUACGGGUGUCGCGUUGCUUCUUGGUCCGUGGCGUCAGCUCAGGAGAGAGGCAGCUCCUCUCUUUACAAAAGUCCAGGCUGCUGAAAAUAACCACAUAGCCGUGUAAAUUAUUAAAGCAUCGCUGGUGUUCCGUGCAUGAAUGUGUCUCCUAUGCAGCAUAGGCAAAAAAACCAAAGUAUUUAAUGUUGUAGCAGUCAAAAGGCACUGAAUUUUGUCGGCCUCGUUAGUACAGCGGGUCUUGCCGUGUCACAUCUGAACGACUUUAUUACCUGGAGGUGUUUUGUUUUCGACUGUUGCUUUAUGAACCACUGUGAAAAUAAAGGCACGUGGACAUUUCAGGUUGGGGGGGGUUUGGAAGGGCACAGUCCCCAGUUACAUUUAUAUGUGCUAAAUUCCCACAGUUGAAGCGCUGCUUGUCAGUUUAGAAUGAUUUAAAAAGUCUACUUUGUGGCAUAUUCUCCAAGGAGUACUUAAAUACAAAGAAAAUUGAAAUAUUUGAAUUCUGGUUGGGGGGAAAAAAAAAAAAGGGUUGUAACAUAUUUGAUUUUAAUUUUAGCCAGAUUAUGUGUUAGGUAGAGCAGGGGACAGUCUAUCAAAUAAAACCCUUUUGUUUACUUAUGCCAUCCCUGUCUCUCAGGUUUUCCAUCAUUUACCUGUUCAGUCUCCUGUUUGGUGUCAUUUCAUGAUGAAUGACUUCUGUACAAAUGAAAAAAAAAUGUAUAUAUAUUUUUUUCUAUCGAGUUUGUUUUGUUCUGGUGUAAUAUAUUGUCCUUAGAACAUGGUGUAAAGCUGAGAGAUGAACCAACUUACACAUUAUUUAUAACGGAUGCAAAAAAAAUACAUUAAUGUAUGAUCCA